Triticum aestivum (bread wheat) is the source of this 1203-nucleotide messenger RNA. RefSeq lists its product as uncharacterized. The transcript has 2 exons. The record is from RefSeq and is a predicted model, not a curated record. The coding region runs from base 550 to 993 and encodes 147 amino acids. NCBI's taxonomy places the organism in Eukaryota, Viridiplantae, Streptophyta, Magnoliopsida, Poales, Poaceae.
AAAAAACACCCUUUAUCGAAAAAAUAUCUCAGGAGAGGGAGAGUAUAGAAACCCUUGACACAGAUGGCUCGGUAACUCCAUUCCAUGCGGUUUCCCUUCCUGUGUGCGAAAAGGGAGCAUGUGAUGGCCAUUAGUGUUUUUGAUGGCUCGAAAAUUGUCUCUGAACCUGCUUAUUCCAAAUGAUUAUGACUUAGAGCCAUCUGAAAUAACCACUAUUAUCAAUGGUUUUUGUUUGAAGACGUCUAGAAUAAUUAUCAUUGUAUCGAAAGAGUGAGUCACAACUAUGGCAUGUAACAAUGAUAAUUAGGCGCAGCCACGGGCCAAGCAUUGGCUUUUGUUUGAAGACGUCUACAAUAAUUAUCGAGUAAAUAGCAUAAAACUAUCACUUUUCGUGCUAGGGUUUCAAAAAACCACCACUUUUUUGUUCGUGACUGAUACCUACCACUUUUCUCGUGGGCUGUCUCAAAAAACCCAAAUCGCGCGUUGCUAGCGUUUUAAACCGUUUUCUGACGGUCCGGGCCCGCCUGUCAGGCCACGUCAGCGCCGCGCAUGACGGAGAGGCCGGUAACGGCCGUUACUCGGACCGACCGGUGCGGUCGGACCGCACCCGCUCGUGCACUCAUUAAGUGGUCUCCCUCCCUCUCACUGUGCUCCCCUACCCGCACUCAUUCCUCUGCUCUCACUCUCACUCUCUCGCUCCUCUCCUCUCUGCUCUUCGACGCCGGCGGCGACUUGCGCUGUGGAAGCUCCACCGCCGCCAUGCCUUCCUGGAAUGACGGGGAUACAAGCUCAGAGGAUGAGUGCGACAUCACAAGCAUGGACAUGGCUCUUUGGGAGACCCCUGACACCACCGUGGAGCCUCUUUUCUGUGGCCAGCUGGAGCUUUCUGAACCCACCUGCAUGAUGCACCACAUGAGGCCAAUUAAGUGUGUGGCCUUUGAAGGAACCUUAACUGGAAGGCGUUUUUAUGGUUGUCCAGUGCAGCAGGAAUAGUACCUUAAUUGGAAUCAUUUUCUUCUGAACCCACACAUGUAUUUACAAGGAUGACAAGUUGCUGUUCUGAACCCACACAGUAUUAUGUUAACAAGUUGCUCUUCUGAACCUACACUGUAUUAUUUAGGAUGAACUGCAAUAUGCCUUGUAUUAAGGUAUUGAUGGAUAUGGUUACUAUCAAAAAUGCUUAUGUAUAGGAAGCAUAUAUCU